AUGUGUUCUGGUCGUGGUUUACCAGUGGCUCGUCGAGGACGCCCGUUUUAUUCGUCCAAGAACGAUCGUAGUCAAAGUAUGUGUGAAAAAUGUAAUGAAACUUUGACGCAACAACAACAACAUAAAUUUUCAUCAUAUUCAAAUAGAACUAAAACCUUAACGGUCGAUAAUCUGGCAUUAGACUCAAAUGAUUCACCAUUAUUCAGAAAUAUUUUUGAUGAAAUUUUAGGACAAGACUGUUCUUAUUCAUUGUCUACUAAUAAUCCAGUUGUCAUCGCUGAUGCUACCGCUUUACAACAACAACACGAUGUACUUGAGUUGAAUGAUGAUAAUAGUGCUAGUCAAAAAAUAUCAACAGCAACAACAAUUAAUGGUGAUUUGCCAACAGAAAUUGAAUUUAUGCUAAAUGAAACAAAGAGCAUGGAUAUGAAUGAUUAUCAGUCAGCUCAAAUGUUAAUUUGGAAAUUAAAUGUUUCAGGUGAUGUUGAUUUAAGUUAUGAUACAAGUUCAUCUCCGUUAACCGAUGACGAAAAACGAGUAUUGGUAGAUGAAGCUGUUAAAAAAUUAAAUGUUGCAUUAUCAUCACACAAAAUUCCUCUAGACGGUGUCGAUGUUGACGCCGUUAAUCUAACAUACGCUGCAUUAAAUAAAACACUGCAAACAUUAUCAGCAAAUACAUUAUAA
This is a messenger RNA of Didymodactylos carnosus, 684 nucleotides long. NCBI's taxonomy places the organism in Eukaryota, Metazoa, Rotifera, Eurotatoria, Philodinida, Philodinidae. The record is from the annotation of a GenBank genome assembly.